Molecule: messenger RNA, 329 nt
Organism: Didymodactylos carnosus
Lineage: Eukaryota; Metazoa; Rotifera; Eurotatoria; Philodinida; Philodinidae
Source: the annotation of a GenBank genome assembly
GUUUUAAUUUUCGUUAUGCAUCAAAAUGGAUGCAUGGAAAUCGCUCUUACAGAAUGUUAACAAAAGCAUUUGGACUGAGAUUAAUUAUUGUCGUUAGUGGUGAAGCAAGUAAAUUUGAUCUAUUAAGAUUUACAUUAAAUAUUGGAUCAGUAAUUGGAAUACUGGGUUUAGCUACCGUUAUUUAUGAUGCUGCUGCCGUUUACUUCGGACAACCGGGAGACAUGCUUAAACAAGAAAAAUUUCAAUUCGUUAAUUUGAAAAAACAGAUGGAAGAAGGAGGUAUUAGAAACACGGUCAGUAUAAUGUCAUCAAUAAUGGAACUAAAAUAA